Pogonomyrmex barbatus (red harvester ant) is the source of this 6179-nucleotide messenger RNA. It is a transcript of the gene syd, whose product is annotated as JNK-interacting protein syd. Gene Ontology annotation, molecular function: MAP kinase scaffold activity; kinesin binding; signaling receptor complex adaptor activity. The record is from RefSeq and is a predicted model, not a curated record. Gene Ontology annotation, cellular component: cytoplasm. Gene Ontology annotation, biological process: vesicle-mediated transport. Lineage: Eukaryota; Metazoa; Arthropoda; Insecta; Hymenoptera; Formicidae.
UAUUUCUUUAUCUUGAAGUUAAGUUUUUCUAAGUUGUAUUGUAUACGGUUAUAAAUAAAUCUGCAAUGCUUAUUGCAUUCGUAUGUUUUCUCGAGCGUUUUUCGAUAGUUUGAUUAAGAAUUUUUUUCUUAAAUUUCAAAAAUCAAUUCAUGGCAAGAGGGAAGAUUUUUAAUCAAUGUAAAUUCCUCAAUGCGUCGGCGUAAUCGAGUGGCCGAUCAUGAUUGCGCCACGUAGCUUAAGUAAACUCGCAUUGGUCAGUGAUAUGCACUAUCACACGACCGCUCGUCCGAGCGCGGCGGAUGACGCCACGGCCAUCUAACGGAAGUGAACCAAGAGUAGGCUGAAGUGUGGAUAAAGGCUGGUAAGGCAACAUUAUCGCGGACAAGGGAUGUCGUGCAUCUAUUUCCGAACACGUUGCAAUCGGGGUCGUAGGGGACGGCAAGUCGCUGGCUGACGAAAAAUGGCCAGGAUUCUCGCGGCGUGAGAACUGGUUGCGUGUCGAUUGGCAGUGUGACUCUGAAUUCUCCGUUGACAAGCGGAGGAAAAAAAAGACACAGGUAGAGAGACACUAAGUGCCAAGAGACUCGUGGACUUGUCGCCUUGCGCGACUGUCACGCCGAGGUGCUCGCGAAGGCUGCAGGAGAAAAAGAAAAGGAGCGAGUGAACUCGCGUGGUUGCGAAACGUCACGCGCGACAUUGGCGAACGGUCCCGUCCGUUCCUCCGUCCGUCCGUCCGUCCGUACGUGCUGCAUAUGUGCGCGCGUGAGGCUCUCGCGAGUGACACACGACACGAGGUGAACCGAGGAGGAGAAUCUGCGACGAGCAGUAAGGCGCGCGACGGAGAAGACGGUAAUGUUAUGAGAUACUGCUCGAUGCGAUGAUUCGUCGCCGUCCGUCAAUUUUUGCGCAGCGAAACGACACGAGGCCGCUCGAGUGCCGCGUCCGCCCGCGAGCCCCGCGCGACAUCCCGGACGGUGUCGCUCGCAGGAGGUUAUAAGCGGAUGAUGCGCUUGACGUCUGGCCCGUCAAUAUACGUCGUUCGCGGUGGCUCGCUAUCGAGUCGCGUCUCGCAGGCCCGGCGAACGGACGGCGGCACGCCGAUUAACACGCUCAACAGUUCAGGAUUGAUAAACGACAGCUCGGAGACGCGCAUCCUCGCGCCCUCGACGACGUUCCGCGGCCUGGGAUCCGUUUAACUGGCUGUGAAAAGUGCAACGUAAUUGUACCAAGUCCAAAGAGUAUAUAGAUAUAUAUAUAUAUAUAUAUAUACAUAUAUAUAUAUAUAUACAAAAUACUAAUCAAAAUGGAUCAAGAAACGGUCUACGGCACGCACGAAGAUAGCCAUGUUGUCAUGUCGGAGAAAGUGCAAUCUUUGGCAGGCAGCAUCUAUCAAGAGUUUGAAAGAAUGAUAGCAAGAUAUGAUGAGAAUGUAGUGAAAGAUUUGAUGCCUCUGUUAGUCAAUGUGUUAGAAAGUCUGGAUAUAUCCUGUACUGAAAAUCAAGAACGUGAAGUUGAACUAGAAUUAUUAAGAGAAGAUAAUGAGCAGCUUGUCACACAAUACGAAAGGGAGAAGCAAUUGAGAAAAGCAUCAGAUCAGAAACUUCUCGAACUGGAAGAUGUUUCUGAAGGUGAGAGGAAGGAACUUCUAUCAAAAAUUGAUAGCUUGGAGUCUAUUGUAAGAAUGCUGGAACUGAAGACUAAGAAUUCUCACGAUCACGUUGGUCGGCUCGAAGAAAAGGAAGCUGAAUUGAAACGCGAAUAUUCUCGACUGCACGAUAGAUACACGGAAUUAUUCAAGACCCAUGUUGAUUAUAUGGAAAGAACUAAAAUGCUAGUUGGUAGCACAGAAAGACUGGAGAGUGUGUCUGCUAGCCGUGCACCAUCGCGGUUACCCUCUCUUGGACUUGCUCAUAUGUCACGUAGUUCCGGACCGCUUAGUUACGGUUUUCAGAGCUUAGAGGCCAGCAUAAACGCUGAAGAUGUUCAAGAAGAUAUUGUAUCAAACGUCGCCAACUUGAGAACCGAAAUGUUGGACAGUAGCAGCGAAGCCGCUAUUGAAACAUCUGAUAAGAGCCAAUUAACCGAUCAACCAAUACAAGAGAAUAAGACUACAGCUAUUUCUAGACACGAAAGUCCGGAAACGGAAGUACCACCAAAUUUAAUAACGCCAACGACGCCAACUGCAGGCAUAGAGAAAUUAGCGACUACGCCAGGAGGUAGAAGUAGAACCGAAAGAGAGCAACGAAGUGGCAAUACGUUGUAUCAAGAGCUAAGUUUCCAAGACGCUGAUGCGCUGGGUGAAAUGGACGAAGGCGCAGAUAUUACUGGGACACUAAUUUAUCAUGCAGUCAAUGACAACUUCUUUGGUAUGGGAAAGGAAGUAGAAAAUCUUAUUAUGGAGAACAAUGAACUGUUAGCAACAAAAAAUGCGCUUAACGUUGUUAAAGAUGAUCUAAUUGUCAAAGUGGAUGAAUUGACAAGUGAACAAGAAAUAUUACGAGAAGAGGUUCGAGGUUUACAACAAGCACGUGAACGAUUGCGGCAACGAAUCGCCGCCCUCGAGGAAGAAUUGAAAAAAGUCAAGGAAGAAGCAGAAGCGGCAGCUAAAGCGACAAAGAGUGACGAUGAGGAAGACGUACCUUUGUCUCAGAGGAAACGAUUCACGCGUGUAGAAAUGGCAAGGGUGCUCAUGGAACGAAAUCAAUACAAGGAACGAUUUAUGGAACUUCAAGAGGCUGUCAGGUGGACAGAAAUGAUAAGAGCCAGCAAGACCGAUCCUUCCAGCAUCUCGGGUGGGAAGGGUUCAGUAUGGAAGUUUUUUAGCAAUCUCUUCACAGGCCCGGCCGAUCGAGGGACAUUAGUUCGUUCCGCGCACACGUUACCGCAUGUACGGUACAGCGCACCGGCAAAUCAGGUUGUUCCAGCUCCGCCCUUGGAUGCCAUGCGUAGACGUACGUUGAAAAGUCGCCAAGACUUUCUCGACCAAGGAGACACCAUAUCAUCCGAGAAGCUCGUAGCAAGACGCGCGAGCGAACGAAGAGAACAAUAUCGUCAGGUACGAGCGCACGUUAAGAAAGAGGAUGGCCGUCUGCAAGCAUAUGGAUGGAGUUUACCAGGAAAGCCAAGCGCUCCCGUCAGACAACCUCCUGUUCCAGUUCCAGUGUAUUGUCGACCUCUGCAAGAAACUGAACCGGGAAUGAAGAUCUGGUGUGGUGCUGGUGUAAAUCUGAGUGGCGGUAAAACGCGCGACGGUGGCUGUAUGGUUGGUGGAAGUGUGUUUUAUGCUGCCGAAGCUCAAGAAAUGAACAGUAACGCGAAGACAGAAGCUGAAGACGCUGUGGAACAUCUGGAUAAAGAACUUCAGGAAAAUGAGAACCGACGGCUCGAAGCGGAACGAUGGGAGCAACAACUUAGCUCACUCGUCUGGAUCUGCACCUCGACACAAAAAAUGUCCAAGGUCACGGUGAUAGACGCGAACAAUCCGGCGGACGUUUUAGAGGUGUUUAACGUUUGUCAGGGACACUUGCUUUGCAUCGCAAGCGUGCCUGGUGCCAAGGAAAGUGAUUACGCGCAAUCCUCACAUGAAAAUUCGAUUCGCAAUUCGGCAAACGGCACGACGAAUGACAGCGAGAAUAACAACGGCGUCUGUGAAGAUGUCACAAAUGCCAACGAAAACGCCGAGCAAAAUGGCCAAAAGAAUCAUCAGGAUGCUGAAGUCGAGAAAAAUAAAAGCGAAUCUGACAAUCAAUCAGAAGAUCAAGCAAAUGAGAACACCGAAAAAUUUGCUGAGACAGAUCAGAAUUCAACGAACGAACCACAGAGUUUGGAAAGUAUAGAUAGUGAGACUGCAAAUCUGGGAAAAGUAAACUUUGUACGAUGUAAUACUGAGGCACAUCCUUCACGGUUGAAUGAUAAGGAUCCUGUGAAUGAAGAGGCAAAGGAAGAAAUCACUGAGGAAACAUCCAUUGAAAAGAUGUCGUCUAUACAACCGACUAUGUGGCUCGGAGCUCAAAAUGGUGCAGUAUUUGUUCAUUCGGCCGUUGCUAAAUGGUCGGUAUGUUUGCACUCUGUGAAGCUGAGGGAUGCGGCAUUAGCUAUUGUACAUGUGCAAGGUCGAGUUUUGGUCGCUUUAGCGGAUGGAACUGUAACGAUAUUCCGUAGAGGUGCGGACGGACAGUGGGAUUUGUCUCAAUAUCACGUGAUUACCCUUGGUAGUCCUCAACAUUCCAUUAGAUGCAUGUCCGCAGUUAGCGGAAAGACAGUGUGGUGUGGAUACAGAAAUAAGAUCCAUGUAAUCGAUCCCAUUUCGAUGACACUUGAGUGCACAGUGGACGCACAUCCUCGCAGAGAGUCUCAAGUACGGCAAUUGGCAUGGCUGGGUGACGGUGUGUGGGUUAGCAUCAGACUUGAUUCAACAUUAAGGCUUUAUCAUGCUCACACAUACCAGCAUCUUCAAGACGUUGACAUAGAGCCGUACGUCAGCAAAAUGCUUGGCACAGGAAAACUUGGAUUCUCUUUCGUGCGCAUUACUGCUCUACUCAUUUCCUCAAAUAGGCUGUGGAUUGGUACUGGUAACGGUGUGAUAAUCUCGGUACCGCUUUCGGAAAGUGCGGGUGGGUCAAUGGCAGUAUCCAGAAUGCAGACGGGUAGUAACAAAAGUGAUGUGCCGGGAGUUGGCGUCAGAGUCUUUGCGUCGGAACGAGGCGUUACACCAGGAAGUUUUAUACCUUAUUGUAGUAUGGCUCAUGCACAACUCAGUUUUCAUGGACACAGAGACGCUGUGAAGAUGUUUGUCGCUGUACCUGGUCACGGUGGGCAGAGCGCGGUGACGGACGGAACGCAACCCGCCAUGCUUGUUCUCUCUGGCGGUGAAGGUUACAUCGAUUUCAGAGUUGGUGAUGGGGAGGAAACGGAGGAAAGCAUGGACCGAUCGAAUGCUACGGUCAGCAACGAAGAGCAUGGCGAACAAAGUCAUCUGAUUGUGUGGCAAGUGCAAUGUCCUUUACCGAUGAAUGGCUAGCCUAAGGACGAAGCGGACAAGCUAGACUUGCUAAACAAUUCAGCUUGCGACGCGAUAUUAUAUGUAUCGUCGAUGGAUUAUCGUAUCACGGAUUAUCAGAUUAGAGAUUGUGAAUCAUUGAUACUGGAAGGAGCGAUUCUUAUCGCUGCGAACUAAUGUGUGCUACCUAGAUAUACCUAUAUAAUGAUCGUAGCAGAAUACGUUAAUAAUUCUCAAAAUAAUUCUCACGAUUUUUCAUAUUAGCAGAGCGGAAACGAUGAUGUCAAAUCACGAAUUUUUCUGUGAGUCAUGGAUCAGUUAUCGCGAUAUUUUUCCACGGCGGAAAUAGAUUCAAUGUAUGACAGUUUUUGCAUGCGCGCAAAUAGAAUUUUCGGAGAUUUUCGGGGAUUUUCGGGGAUUUAUAAAUUUUGUCGAUGCGACUGGAAUAUCUUUCAUCUUUCGCUUCUCGUUAAACCGCGCAUUUCUUAACAUAAACCUGCGUAGGAAUGAAUUGUUUAAAUGACAUGUGCUAAAGACGUUUCUCACGACAAGUGUUCAUUUUAGAAUAUCACAUUUUACGAAUAGCGAGGAGGUAGCGUUAUUUCAACUGAUCAUUGUGAUAAUGCGACGAUAUUAUAACGCCGGACGAGAUGAGUUUCGAAGCUGCCGUUGCUACAUCGCUGUAAUAAAACAUUUGUUCGAAAUACUUCGCGUUGUGUACCUGCCGCAAGAAUAUUUCCCAGUCGCCGUUAUUACACAGCAGUACGCAGAGGAUGCGUGCAACUCAGGCAUAUUCCUAGGCGUAACGUAAUGUUAAUUUUCCGUCGGAGAGUAUAUUAUUUUCCAGACCUAAUCAAUUUUAUUAUUCGCGUACAUCGUAUCGAACAUAAUAAUGAUAAUAAUAAUAAUAAUAAUAAUAAUAAUAAUAUAUAUAUAUAAUUAUAAUAUAUAUUCUCUCUUGUCUCCUUGAUCAAGCAUUAUUAGAUUGUGCUUGACGAAACGUAGCGGUUUACACGAUUAUUAGGAGCAACUCGCCAAUGUAAAUAAUAAGAUGUUUAUAUAGCGCGUUAUGUAGAUCCUUUAUUUAAUUUCUUCCCGCAGACGAGCGGAAUCGUUUUACAAAUACGUAAGACGUGUCCUUUAUUCUUGUAAUUUUAGUUCCCUUAAUAACGCUACCAAA